Molecule: messenger RNA, 1593 nt
Organism: Parathielavia appendiculata
Lineage: Eukaryota; Fungi; Ascomycota; Sordariomycetes; Sordariales; Chaetomiaceae
Product: actin-like ATPase domain-containing protein
Exons: 3
Coding region: 1-1593 (530 amino acids)
Biological process (GO): glucose metabolic process; mannose metabolic process; glycolytic process
Cellular component (GO): mitochondrion; cytosol
Molecular function (GO): fructokinase activity; ATP binding; mannokinase activity
Source: RefSeq, a predicted model, not a curated record
AUGCCACUCGUUUCAGCAAUGACGUCUAUACGGGAUGUUAUCGUGGCGGCUCUCAAGUCUCUCUUCCGCGGCAAGUCGUUCCUGAAAGCACUACUCGCCUUCUGGACGGCAAGCCCCGUCACCACGGCCGUCCCUAUCAACAAUCCGCAAGACGUCGGAACGAAGGCCAACGCCGACCCUGCCGCCGACUUCCUCGCCGAGGCCGAGCACCUGCUGUUGGGCUACAUCGACGCUGGCGGGCUGAAGCAACUUUCAAGAAAGCUGAAAAGCCAGUUUCGGGAACGACUAUGGUCUAACCCGGUUUGCAUGCUGCCCUCCUACAACUCCCAGCUCCCAACCGGCGAUGAAGUCGGCCAGUUCCUCGCUCUUGACGUCGGUGGAUCGACACUACGCGUGGCUUUGGUGGAUCUCAGGGGUCGUGGCGCGCCGGGUUCCGAGGACAAUAUUAUCCAGAUGGACACUUUCAAGAUCGACAGCGACGUCAGGAGUCUGAGAGGGAGGGAAUUCUUUGACUGGAUGGCCGAGAGGAUACACCGAACCGUGGCCAAGGAUAGCUCCAGAGGCCAUCGCCCAGAGCACCCGCUCCUCAUGGGCUUAGCCUGGAGUUUCCCCAUUAUGCAAACAUCCUCCAAGGGAGGGAAACUGAGUCUCAUGGGCAAAGGAUUCCUCGCCAACGACGGUCUCAUUGGGGAGGACCUCGGGGAAAUUAUUGAGACGGCCUGCAAGAAACAAGGGUUGUAUGUCGAGCUCUCCGCCAUCGUCAACGACUCGAGUGCUGCGCUCCUGUCGGAAGCCUACACCACCCCAUCAACCCGCUUCAGCCUCAUCCUCGGAACCGGUUCCAACAUUGCCGCUUACCUUCCCGUGACAACCAUCGACCGACCCAAGUUCGGCGACCGGCCCAGCAGCUGGUACGAAAAAGCCAGCCACGUCAUUGUCAAUACGGAGGCCAGCAUGUUCGGCCAAGGCGUCCUGCCCCUAACCAAAUGGGACAACCUUCUUAAGGCCGCCCUCGACCGGCCGGAUUUUCAACCGAUCGAGCAACUCGUGAGUGGCUACUACCUCGGCGAAAUUUGCCGCCUCGCCUUGCUCGACGCCAUUCCAUCCACAGGCGUCUUUGGCGGUGUCGUCCCGCCCUCCCUCCAAACGCCCUACUCUCUGGACACCGAAACCCUGUCCGUGAUCGAAGCCCCUGUCCCACCCACGUCAGCAGACCUUUCCUUCCUCCGCACUCUCGCCUCCCACAUCAUUCGCCGCUCCGCCUCCGUCAUUGCUGCAUCAAUAUUUGCGCUCUGGGAACUCAAGGCCGAAGCCGAGAACGAGCUCCUCUCCACGCUCUCCCCGUCUUCCUCGUUCAUAGCCGAGACGGAGACGGAGCUGCAGAUGGCGCGCGGCGGCACCACGACGGUGGCAUUCAACGGGUCCGUGGUGGAGCAGUACCCCGGUUACAGAGAGCGUCUACAGGAGUACGUGAACGGGUUGCUUGCGGAGGAGGAAGAAGGGGAGAGUGGCGUAAAGGGUUCGAUCAAGCUGGUAGCGGCGCGGGAGAGUUCGCUGAGGGGCGCGGCUGUUGCUUUGGCUUGUUUGGCGUAG